This is a messenger RNA of Harpegnathos saltator (Jerdon's jumping ant), 2415 nucleotides long. Its product is annotated as recQ-mediated genome instability protein 1. Gene Ontology annotation, cellular component: RecQ family helicase-topoisomerase III complex; nuclear body. Bases 82 to 1908 code for a protein of 608 amino acids. The record is from RefSeq and is a predicted model, not a curated record. The transcript has 9 exons. Gene Ontology annotation, molecular function: nucleotide binding. Lineage: Eukaryota; Metazoa; Arthropoda; Insecta; Hymenoptera; Formicidae. Gene Ontology annotation, biological process: double-strand break repair via homologous recombination; resolution of meiotic recombination intermediates.
UAUAAGUUUAUGAACACAGGAAACGCGCCUGAUGAUGUUUGAAUUGAUUACUCAAAAAACAAGAAAGAUAGAAGCACGAAAAUGAACGAGAAUAUAUUACGGAGGAUAAAAGGCAAAUUGAAUGCAAGAUUUUAUGUGAUGAAUGACUCAUGGCUAAAAGAUUGCGUUGAAUUUUUUAUCGAAGGUAAAGCUCUUCAUGAAAGGACAGAUAAACACAUUUUGGAAUUUGUGGAGAGCCAGUGGCAAUUGAGUGACUUGAGGGAGAUAAAUAAUGAAAAUGGAUGUCUUCCAAAGAAUCUGGUGCAACAGGUCUGUACUGUGUUGACUGGCACUUACAUUCUCCAGGUGGACAAGAUGUAUGACAUAACGAGUUCCAAGUAUAAGCAGUUAUGCCAUAUUCGGAAAGUUAGUAGCAGUAAUUUAGAAGUAACAGAGAAUGAGAAACCAGUUGAGUGGGAACCAAAACCCAGAAGAAUGAUGCAAUGGUGCCUUACAGAUGGGGUACAAGAUGUUACUGCAAUAGAAUAUACUCCACUCGAACAAAUGACAGGUACACUAUUACCUGGCUACAAGGUGAUGAUAAUUGGCCCAGUUCAUUGUAGACGUGGUGUCAUCUUGCUAGUAGAUGGAAAAUACAAAGAAAUUGGUGGAGAGGUAGAAUCUAUGUUAAAACCGAAUGCACUGGAGAAUGUCUUAGCUAGAGCUUUAGAUGAGCCAGAAAAUUCUGAUCCAUAUAAUGAUAGUGGUCAACUCAGGAAUUCACAUCAUAAUAGUGGACAACUCAGGAAUCAGAAUAAUCAGAAUAUGCUGUCAAAUUCUAUCAAUGAAGAAAGUUUCUUUGACGAUGAUUUCGAACAAGCUGUUGACCUGGAAGCACUAACCGCGAUUGAACGGCGAAGUCAGGAAACGGUUAAAACUACUCAAAAUUGUCCCAUAAACAGUACAGAACAAAGACAAGAAACUCAAACAGCUAGAAACAAUAUCACAGAAGAAUUCUUGGAAGAUAUCGAUUUUGAACCCUUGGAAGAUUGGCCUGAUGAAGAUUCUCCUAUGAGACCCUUGCAAACAUUGCCAUCGUCACGAAUGGGAACUGAAGGUUUCGGAAAGGAAGAUGACUUAAUAAUAGUUGAGGAAAUAUCAAGUUCGACAUAUAAUUUACGAGACAAACCGUCGUUUUCCGCAAAGUCUCGUAAGAACAAGGAUAUCACGAAUUUUCCUGACGAUGACAUUGACUUUGACGAUUGCGAAAUUAUUGAGACAGAAUCGCGGGUCAUUUGUCAACAACAAAGUAGAAAUCCGUAUACGUUUAAAAGUGAAGCUGAAGCGUAUUCCUCGAGAUUAACGAAUACUAACAAGACAAACAUUGAGAAAUAUGCUUCCGUGAGAUCCCCGGCGACACGAAACAAAAAACCUGUGGCGAGCACUUCGAGAACCGAUCAGAAAAUACCAGAAACCACGAAGAUUUCAAACUCUUUCGCACCUCCAAUUUCUCCAAAAAUUUGCGACGUAUUGAGUGACGUGCUUCGCGAGAAUAUUACGGGAACAAUAAUAUAUAGAACAGUGAAGGCCAAAGUGAAGAAUCAUUCGACGUUAACGAAGCAAGGUAAAUGCUGGGCAGUGACGGCUUUAAUCACAGAUUAUGCGUCCAGCGUAGAAGUCUGCUUCGACUCUGAGAUUUUAGAGAAAUUCCUUGGAUUUACAGUACAAGAAUUUUCGCAUAAAAAGAAACUCGCAAAGUCAGAUCCACAAGUGAACACCGAGCUACGACUUAGCUUACGCAAGGCACAACAUCAGAUCGAGACUCUGGACGCGUUGUUGAAACUGGAAUUAGCGCAAGGUCAAAUGCCGAAAGUUGUUGGAAUCACGCAGCAAAAGAAAGAGCCUACUAACAAGUCUACAUACAAUUAGGCGAACUCGUACAAACUAUAAGAAAACCUAAGUAAUCCAAAAAAAUUUCUUUUACCUUAUAAGAGUAUUUAGUUAUCUUAUAGAGUAUCCAAUUCGAAAGCUAUAAGUAAUAAUUGCUAAGAAAAACAUAGUUUUAAAAUAACGAAAAUACGCCUUGGAGAUGAAGAAAGAAGGAUAGGAGGAAAGGAUGGAAUUAUUGAAUAUUGUUGUAAAAUUUAUAAUAAAUACUAUUUUCUUGACAAAUGAAACAAUUCUGUUUCCUAUAUACGGCGAUUGUAAUCAAUACGUGCUCAUACAGGAUGUUUUGGGAUAGUCGAAAGAUGAACAUAUUAUGUUGUUAUCCUGCUUAAAUAUUUUUCUUAUCUUAAAAUCGAAUUAAAGAUAUCAAAGACGCUAGUUCUUUAGUUUUUACAUCUGUUCAAAAAGAACAAAUUUCGAUUAACGAAUUGCAUGACCAUAGCAUUUAUUAACUGGUACACUUGAUCAUCGCAGUGGUACAUUUUUGUC